AGAAGGAGGAGAGACGCAGGGCCCAGGGCACCCUCGCGAGCGGACCCAGGCGUUGAGGGCCUGCGGCCGGCUGGCCAGGGCAGCUGCGUGGCGGCGGGCGCGGCGGGGACCGGCGUGAGGAAGCCCUGAGCCCUCGGCGGGCUGCGAGCGACUCCCCGGCGAUGCCUCACAACUCCAUCAGAUCCGGCCACGGAGGGCUGAAUCAGCUAGGAGGGGCCUUUGUGAACGGCAGACCCCUGCCUGAAGUGGUGCGUCAGCGCAUCGUGGACCUGGCCCACCAGGGCGUGAGGCCCUGCGACAUCUCCCGCCAGCUCCGAGUCAGCCAUGGCUGUGUCAGCAAGAUCCUUGGCAGUAGGUACUACGAGACUGGCAGCAUCCGGCCUGGAGUGAUAGGGGGCUCCAAGCCCAAGGUGGCCACCCCCAAGGUGGUGGAGAAGAUUGGAGACUACAAGCGUCAGAACCCUACCAUGUUUGCUUGGGAGAUCCGAGACCGGCUCCUGGCUGAGGGGGUCUGUGACAAUGACACUGUGCCCAGUGUCAGCUCCAUCAAUAGGAUCAUCCGGACCAAAGUGCAGCAACCAUUCAACCUCCCCAUGGACAGCUGCGUGGCCACCAAGUCCCUGAGCCCGGGACACACGCUGAUCCCCAGCUCAGCUGUAACGCCCCCAGAGUCACCCCAGUCAGACUCUCUGGGCUCCACCUACUCCAUCAACGGGCUCCUGGGGAUUGCUCAGCCUGGCAGCGACAGCAAGAGGAAAAUGGACGACAGUGACCAGGACAGCUGCCGGCUGAGCAUCGACUCCCAGAGCAGCAGCAGCGGGCCCCGCAAGCACCUUCGCACGGACGCCUUCAGCCAGCACCACCUUGAGCCGCUCGAGUGCCCAUUCGAGCGGCAGCACUACCCAGAGGCCUAUGCCUCCCCCAGCCACACCAAAGGCGAGCAGGGCCUCUACCCGCUGCCCUUGCUCAACAGCGCCCUGGACGACGGCAAGGCCACCCUGACCCCUUCCAAUACACCCUUGGGGCGCAACCUCUCGACUCAUCAGACCUACCCAGUGGUGGCAGCUCCGCCUUUUUGGAUCUGCAGCAAGUCGGCUCCGGGGUCCCAGCCGGUGCCUCGGUCCCGCCCUUCAAUGCCUUUCCCCAUGCUGCCUCCGUGUACGGGCAGUUCACGGGCCAGGCCCUCCUCUCAGGGAGAGAGAUGGUGGGGCCCACGCUGCCCGGAUACCCACCCCACAUCCCCACCAGCGGACAGGGCAGCUAUGCCUCUUCUGCCAUCGCAGGCAUGGUGGCAGGUUCCCCAUAUUAUUACAGUUCCACAUCAAGGCCAAGCGCACCGCCCACCACUGCCACGGCCUUUGACCACCUGUAGUUGCCAUGGGGACAGUGGGAGCAACAGGAGGACUUGGCCUGGGACAGGCCCCAGAGAGUCACACAAAGGAAUCUUUAUUUAUUACAUGAAAAAUAACCACAAGUCCAGCAUUGCGGCUCACUCCCUGUGUGGUUGAUUUAAUGAACCAUGAAAGACAGGAUGACUUUGGAGAAGGCCAAACUGUCCUCUAAAGACUCCACAAUGAGGGGCAGGAGUUCCAGGGAGAGAGCACUGCCCCAUUCCAAAAGAGACAGAAUUGGAGGAGAAAUGUGGAGAGAGGAGGGAACCGCCGAGGAGCUUGAGAGGGACGGCUCGCGCCCCACGAGGGGCUUAGGGCCGCAAAGGCGUCUGUGGCUCCAUCAACGCGCUCUGGCGGUCCUGGGCUAUAAGCACUUCUGUCCAGCCCGCACACCACAGCCGGGCACGGAGGCUGUCCCCCCACAGCCCCGCUGAUCGUCACCUGCAGCCUGCCCCACAGCCGAGGCUCUGGCCGUCCACCUCCUCCACUUGGCUUGCUUGGCUCUUUCUGCGCCUCCCUCCAGGCCACGGGCUGAGGGCCGGGUGGAGUCAGCCGGAAGCUCCACCUGGCGGUCAAGGGCCUGCCUUUCGCCUGCUGCUGAGAAUGUGUGAGCACGCCCCAGGUUCUCCUCCGGUGGAUCAUUCCUUGCCAGCCAGUCGGCCUAUUACAGCUCGAGACAGACGUUCCCCAAGGCCCCGGCUCCUGGGGAGUGAGCUGCAGCCCUUCCCAGGGGCAGAAUGAGGCAGAAUUGCCGGGGACCGCUUCCCUCUCCCCACUGCCCCUGCCAAGCCAGGUAUGCAGCCUACAGCCCAAGCCCACAGCAACGGAAAAGACCCUGAGGCGACCCCCUGAAGCCAGCAAUGGAGGUUCCCCCUCUGGCCCCCUCGCAGCCCUUGCCCCAGAAGCCUGACUGUAAAUACUGUAAAUGAAGCUCUGUUUGGGUCAAGCUUCCCUCUGUCCACCCCUAGACUUUGGCCUCUCAGUGAAUUGUCUCCCUGCCAUGUUGGGCUUUCUCUCCUUGACGCUUCUUUCUUUUUUUUAAAGACAACCCACCAUUACCACAUAACUCAAUAAACCAUUACUCUUGG
This is a messenger RNA of Neofelis nebulosa (Clouded leopard), 2479 nucleotides long. RefSeq names its product paired box 8 (gene PAX8). NCBI's taxonomy places the organism in Eukaryota, Metazoa, Chordata, Mammalia, Carnivora, Felidae. The coding region runs from base 162 to 1508 and encodes 448 amino acids. The transcript is spliced from 11 exons. The record is from RefSeq and is a predicted model, not a curated record. Gene Ontology annotation, molecular function: RNA polymerase II cis-regulatory region sequence-specific DNA binding; DNA-binding transcription factor activity, RNA polymerase II-specific. Gene Ontology annotation, biological process: anatomical structure development; regulation of transcription by RNA polymerase II.